GGUAGCUGUGGUUCACACACUCCCCCACUAAACACACACCAUGCCCACGUUAGCGCCGAGAUGAGCGUCUCUCUCGGGAUUUUCAGCUGGCCCGGGCCUCACGCUACCCUGUCGCCUUCCUCCCACGAGCUGGCGGGGCCUCUCCUUCCCAGGGCCAGACCUAGAUUUGGCCUCUAGUGACAGCACCGACCCCCUCCUCCACCUUCCGCCCCGCCGCCCCCGCACUACAUUUCCCAGCAUGCCCCGGGGAGUCCCUCUCCACCCCCACCCCCCAUAGGUUGAUGUCCCCGCCCCCACCCCCACCCUGAGAAUGAAUGGAGUGGCCGCCAGGGCCAGGGCGCUGCAGACCCUGGAGCUCUGAGGUGACCGGGGCCAGGGUCGGGCCAGGUGCAAGAUGGCCACGGUCAACCCCAGCCCCGUCCGGUGGUGAGCCCGGCACCUCCGCCCCUUCCCAUCCUGCAGGGCGGGGGCUGCAGAGCGUGUGUGUCGGAGUGGGAUUGUGUGUGUGUGUGUGUGUGUGUGUCGGGGGUGGGGAUUGUGCUUGUGUCUCCUGUAUUUGUAGUGGUCGUCUGUGUGCUUGUCUCGUGUGCCUGUGGGUAAUGGAGAUUCGUGUGGUUGGGCAUUCAUCUUGUGGCUUGGUCUUAUGGGAAUCUUCAAGUGGCAUUGUGUUAAUCUGUGUAGUCAACAACAGUCCAGCGACCGCCGAGCGACCACCUACUGUGUGCCAGGCCUCCGGCGUGGCUGUCAUUCGGGGUGCCUCAGUGUCUUCAUCUGUCAAAUGGGGAUGCGAAUUCCUCCGCUCCGGGUCUCCGUUCCAGAGGAGACGGAGGAAUUGCUCGGUGUCAGUGUGUGAUUUCGUGACCCCUUGACCCGUAUUUGUGGUUGCGUGUCUGAAACAAUGGGAUCGCCGAAGCCAUCUCCAAAAUUCCUUCCGUUUCGGAGCCUGGGCGAGGAAUUCUACCGCGAGGCCAUCGAACACUGCCGCAGCUACAACGCGCGCCUGUGCGCCGAGCGGAGCAUGCGCCUGCCCUUCCUCGACUCGCAGACCGGGGUGGCCCAGAACAACUGCUACAUCUGGAUGGAGAAGACCCACCGCGGGCCUGGUCUGGCCCCUGGACAGAUCUACACUUAUCCGGCCCGCUGCUGGAGGAAGAAGCGGAGACUCAACAUCUUGGAGGACCCCAGGCUCCGGCCCUGCGAGUACAAGAUCGACUGUGAAACACCCCUGAAGAAGGAGGGGGGUCUCCCCGAAGGGCCAGUCCUAGAGGCCCUACUAUGUGCAGAGACAGGAGAAAAAAAGAUAGAACUGAAGGAAGAAGAAACCAUCCUGGACUGUCAGAAGCAACAGAUGCUGGAAUUUCCCCAUGAGCUGGAGGUGGAAGAUUUGGAAGAUGACAUUCCCCGCAGGAAGAACAAAGCCAAGGGGAAGGCGUAUGGCAUCGGGGGGCUUCGGAAACGCCAAGACACGACCUCCCUGGAGGACAGGGACAAGCCGUAUGUCUGCGAUAUCUGCGGAAAACGCUAUAAGAACCGCCCAGGUCUGAGCUACCACUACACCCACACCCACCUGGCAGAAGAGGAGGGCGAGGAGAACGCGGAACGGCACGCCCUGCCCUUCCACCGGAAAAACAACCACAAGCAGUUUUACAAAGAACUGGCUUGGAUUCCCGAAGCCCAAAGAAAGCACACAGCCAAGAAGGCUCCAGAUGGCACAGUCAUUCCCAAUGGCUACUGCGACUUCUGUCUGGGCGGCUCCAAAAAGACGGGGUGUCCCGAGGACCUCAUUUCCUGUGCCGACUGUGGCCGAUCGGGUCACCCUUCCUGUUUACAAUUCACCGUGAACAUGACAGCAGCCGUGAGGACAUACCGCUGGCAAUGUAUUGAAUGCAAAUCCUGCAGCUUGUGUGGCACUUCGGAGAACGAUGACCAGCUGCUUUUCUGUGAUGACUGUGACCGUGGCUACCACAUGUACUGCCUGAGCCCCCCCAUGGCCGAGCCCCCGGAAGGAAGCUGGAGCUGCCACCUGUGUCUUCGGCACCUGAAGGAAAAGGCGUCGGCCUACAUCACCCUGACCUAGGCCUGGCCCUCGGCCACCCGUCCUCCCGGACCCUGUGCCCCCCUCCCCGGGACGGGGCCCACAAUGGGCCGGGGGCUUCCCUUCCCCCACAGAGGGGAGUUUGUGCCAGCUGUGGCCUCCCUCCCCCGGGUGGGGGAAGCCAGCCCUGCCUCCGCUCCUGGGUAGUGGGUGCUAGGGGUGCUGCUCUCCUCAAAGCCAUAACCCGCCUCUGGGCGGGCACUAGGGGGCGGGCACCGGCUAGGGAGUGGUAGGGGCACAGAGGGAGCCUUUUUCUAGAGAAAAAGAAAAAGUUUAAAAAAAGACAAAGUAAUAUAUACAGAGACCUAUAGGAUUUGGUGGGCCUGGAUGGUGGGCACUCCCCGAGCUCCCACUGGGCACGGGCCUGUGCUGACUUCCUUGUCCUGGGGAAGCUGGGGGCCCGCCCCCGCAGCAGGCACCGUUUCCCACCUCACGCUCUGGGCGGGCGGGCACCACGCUCGCUCCUCUUCAGCCUGCCCCUGCCCCUUCCCGUGGUGCCCGCCGUGGGCGUUGCAUGAUGUGAACCAUGGUUUUUAAAGUCCUGUUCCCCUUGCCCCCCUCCUUGUGCCCGCUCCCCCAUGCCCACUGCAAACUGUGGGCAGGGGCCGGGCAAGGCGGGCCCCGGCGCUCGCCAGAAUGAGAAGCACAGAGUUUGCACCCGGACUGGUUUUAUUUUCUCCCCAUCCUUAUCCCCUCGCCAGGCAAGGACCAGGCCCCUUGGCAAGGGGGGGUCCCUUGAACCCCGAUGCCCAUCUCAAGGGCGGUUGGCGAGGGGGGCAGCUGUUUCUUGUGGUCGUGUGUGUUUAAUUGUUGGGGUAUCCAGAAGACACUGGGGUUCCCGGGCAAGUGGGCAAGGCCAGGGAGAGGGGGGUCCUGGGGGGCCAGGGCGCCAUGGGCUGGCCCUGGCUUCCUGGCACCAUGGCCCCAUCCCCCCAGCUCCCUGUCCGGCCCGACUCCCCCUUGCCUGCCUCUACUGUGGAUCACCCUGUUCUAUGUAUUAAAUCGGGCCUGGCCCUGCUGUG
Monodelphis domestica (gray short-tailed opossum) is the source of this 3117-nucleotide messenger RNA. The record is from RefSeq and is a predicted model, not a curated record. Lineage: Eukaryota; Metazoa; Chordata; Mammalia; Didelphimorphia; Didelphidae.